Messenger RNA from Gadus chalcogrammus (walleye pollock), 1205 nucleotides. RefSeq names its product C-type mannose receptor 2-like. Lineage: Eukaryota; Metazoa; Chordata; Actinopteri; Gadiformes; Gadidae. The transcript is spliced from 5 exons. The record is from RefSeq and is a predicted model, not a curated record. Bases 1 to 786 code for a protein of 261 amino acids.
AUGUGGACUCACCGGAGCUGCACCCAUACGACCCAUGAAAAACCGUGGUGGCGGCUCCAGCUGCCCGGUGUAUACAGGGUGUCUGACAUUGAGGUCACUAAUAGGAGUGACGCUAGAGAGAGGCUCAACGGCGUGGAAAUCCUCAUCGGGAAUUCACCGGUGAACAACGGCAACGACAACCCAAGGUGUUCUAUCAUCUAUGAUGUCCCAGGCACGGUGACUCAGACUGUCCAGUGCAGGGGAAUGGAAGGAAGGUUUAUCAACUUCUACUUGUCCUGUGCAACUGCAAGUGUACUGACUUUGUGUGAAGUCAAAGUGUACGGAGGAUUGGUGCCUCCCCCACCGUCCAUCACCAUUCAGGCGAUGGAGAGGAGAGUCACACUGGUGGGGAAGCGGCUGUGCUGGUCCGACGCCCUGUUCUACUGCAGAGACUAUCACUGGGACCUGCUGAGCAUCAGGGGCCCCGAGGACCAGGAGAUGGUUGAUGAGCUGGUGGCUAGCGCCCCCUUCCCACUAACCAGACAACUCUGGGUGGGCCUGCGCAGGUCAAUUACAGGAAGCUCCUGGGUCUGGAUGUCCCGUGACCCAAUGGACUUCACCCAAUGGGAUGCAGCCUCACAUCAUUCCAGCCCCUGUGGGGGUGUGUCCAGUGUGGAACGUUCCACAUGGAGGCAAAGCUCUUGUGAAGAACAUCUUGAUUUCAUCUGCGUAACAGGUCCGACAGAGGGAGACAACAAGGUGCACUUCUACAGUUCAACCAGACAGAAACAAACUCAAUGUGUAUAGUUUGGCCUCCCUGGGGAAUACUGCUCCUGAUUCCCAAGUAGUCCUAAGUAGCAACAUUUCUGAAUGCUAAAGCACAGAGCUUGGUCUGUGGUAGCUAGCUAUUUCUGCAUUUUGUCAUAAUGAGCAUUGUUAACAAUUCUUACGAUGCCUAUCCUUGUUAUAAGUGCGGCAAUAGUUUGAUAUUGUAAAACAAAAAAAGGACAGACCACAUUUUGUGCUAGCACGUGGUAUACAUUGACUUUAGUAUAUGAUCAAUUCACUUCAUUUUAAGCAAGGUAGUUGUGACAUUGCUUCUUUCAUUCGAAAUGUUUUGAUUAUGAAUUCAAGAAGGUAUCGAAAGACCAAAAAGUGCUUUUAUCUAUUUUUGUGUAUAUUCUUGAAUAAAGAGAACAGACUUGGGUUGUCUUUGUUAAGUUUGC